Molecule: messenger RNA, 2300 nt
Organism: Gambusia affinis (western mosquitofish)
Lineage: Eukaryota; Metazoa; Chordata; Actinopteri; Cyprinodontiformes; Poeciliidae
Gene: rhoca
Product: ras homolog family member Ca
Exons: 5
Coding region: 138-719 (193 amino acids)
Biological process (GO): small GTPase-mediated signal transduction
Molecular function (GO): GTPase activity; GTP binding
Source: RefSeq, a predicted model, not a curated record
CAGCAGUCAGCUUGCAAAGUUAGUCAGGAGUGCAACAGGAAGAAAACUUCGACUCCCUUUUUGUGCAUCACGAUCUAAAAAGAGAGGAAAAGUGGACUAAUCGUUUUUUAAGACGUGUCGUCUUGCUGUUUACAGAAAUGUCAGCCGUUCGGAAGAAGCUGGUGAUUGUGGGAGAUGGAGCUUGUGGGAAAACAUGUCUUCUUAUUGUUUUCUGUAAGGACCAGUUUCCCGAGGUCUAUGUUCCAACAGUGUUUGAGAACUACAUAGCAGACAUCGAAGUUGAUGGAAAACAGGUGGAGCUGGCAUUGUGGGACACUGCAGGGCAAGAGGACUAUGACAGGUUGAGGCCUCUCUCUUACCCCGACACAGAUGUCAUCCUUAUGUGCUAUUCCAUUGACAACCCAGACAGUUUAGAAAAUAUCUCUGAAAAGUGGACCCCUGAGGUGAAACACUUCUGUCCCAACGUUCCAAUCAUCCUUGUAGGGAAUAAGAAAGAUCUGCGGAACGAUGAAAACACACGCAGAGACCUGGCCAAGAUGAAGCAGGAGCCGGUGAAGACAGAAGAUGGAAUGAGCAUGGCCACCAGGAUCAAUGCUUUCUACUUCUUGGAGUGCUCUGCUAAAACAAAAGAAGGCGUGCGGGAAGUGUUUAACAUAGCCACGGCAGCAGCGAUGCAGGUCAAAAAGAACAAAUCAAUGAAAGGCUGCAUGCUGCUGUGAGCCACAUCCAGGCCCAGGAAACCAGGAAAUUAGCUGACCAGUCAAAGUAAAGCAGGACACGUGAAAAGGACUGACCUUUUAUGAAAGUGAUCUUUGUACUGUAUCUCACAUUUAAUUAAAAACCCCCCAAAAAAACAGGCAGGUAGAUGAAUUGAAAACAAGCCUGCAAAUACAGGGAAUGGACAUUACUGUAUGCUACUGCUAUAAUGAUGUACACUACACUUUUUAUUGUUUUUCUUUUCUACUGGGGUGUUCUUUACAAUUGUGGUUUAUUUUGUAUGUAAAUGUAAUUCCUUACAUCCUUUAUCUUCAUAAAGUCUCGUGUUGCCAGUCCAGCUCUGUUUACAUUGGAAAUAUUCUUUGACUGGUAUAGCUGGUGACAAUUUUAAGUUUGUGCAUUGCCAUCUAUAUUCGUUGGGCUUUUAGUGAAAAGAGGACCUGGAUCCUGUUACAAUACCACAACUUUAAAGUUCUAGCUCUGCUGGCCGAUCAUCAAAGAAAAAUGUCUGCCCGUGCUUCUUUGCAUUCUCAGUUUUUAGUCAAUUCACAGUAAACAAAGAUAAGUGGCUUCUAAUAUGAAAGAAAUAAUUUUUGACAAAGUGAGCUUUCCGUUUUAUUCUCACAGACAGUCUGCACUGUGGAUUAAGAUAAGAGGGAGACGUGACCAGCUGAGACGCAAGCCAUUGUGACUCAUUCAUGCACAAUAGCUUCCAGGAGUGACAGGAAGAUGACUUAGUUUAAGGCGAUUGCACAGAGGCAAUGGCCUGAUUGGUUAUUGUAUUUGCUUUAUGCUUCUUCUCGGCAGAGCCAGUUACACCUGCUGCUGGAAUGUCAUCAGUAAACCUGUUGACCCAUAAUUCAUUUGCAUGUCUUAUGUUCCCAGCAGGACAACAUUCCUUACAGGUUCAAGAAGAGCUGAGAUGCGAUUGAAUCGUUUGUUUUAUUCCAGUGCAUUCACAGUUCUUCCCCAGACCAGACAGAGUGGCUGCUUGAGAGCAACCUGAUACUGUCUGAAGAGUAAACUGCUUGACAUGUUUGACAAAGGCUUCUUUCUUUGAUUUACCGACAAUGCUAGGCGAGCACAGUGCUGUUUCUACUCUGUUAAGAACCCAACUUUCUGACAGUACUGCAUUCCUGCCAAACAAUAUGGAUUGGAACCCUAUGAAAAUAUGUGCAGAGGUUUAGUGGCAUUUCAUAUGUUUUGGCUUACUUUGGAAGAUUCUUUAAGCUUUAUGCUGAGAAAUUAAGAAGCAGAGUUCAAGAAAUCAGAAUAAUAAAACAAUUCCUUCAAGCCAGCAGUGGGUGUAUUGGUAAAUCCCCAAUGGCAUGCUGCUGAUGUGUGCAGUAAACCUCCAGGAAAAUCCUAAUUAUAGAGAGAAAUACACAUACCUGGGAAAACCCUUGGCCAGACAGGCAUGAAGGCAUAAAGUGGAAGCAGCUUCUGCUGAAUAUUUUAUCUAUUUUCAGUGCGAGACUUUAAAAUAAAGGAUGAUCUACUACAUAUGAUGUAAUAUAUACACAUUCAAAACAAAGUUCUGUUGUGAAUAUCAAAUUCGAAUCAUUAAACUAUUUUUGAAACAA